GAGUAGUGUGGCAAACUCCACACUCCACUCACAGCAAGAGACUCUCACUCUUCUUGUGUGUCCACUCAUGGAAAGACUUUCGGUCUUCAUCGUUUGCGACAAUCAGAUAAACCUGAGGCUCGCGACGUCAUGAAUUUCACAACGCGCAAAACAUGCAGUAAAACCCGCUUAGGGUUCAUCUGACAAAGUUGGCUCGCUGUCCUGGGACGGAACAGAUUAAAGGGGAUAGUACAUGGAUAUUUCUCAGUCGUUGGUCAAUCUUGGCUGCGAGAGCACAACAUUGACCACUAUUUAAGCUGUUAAUCGUGGAGAGACGAAAAGCAAAACGAGCAAGUGGGCAUGCCACCCAAGAAAAAGGGUUCGGCGGAGCGUCAGGACACAGGGGCCACUGAGGAGAAGGAGAAGAAUGCACAAGUCCAGCUCGACAAGGCCAAGUAUAAGCCGGUUGCUUUCGCCGUUCGCACAAACUUCACCUACACUCCUGCAGAUGAUGACAACGUCCCCAUACCAGGGCAUGGGGUUUCCUUUGAAGCAAAAGACUUCCUACAUAUCAAAGAGAAGUUUAACAAUGACUGGUGGAUUGGACGGCCUGUAAAAGAAGGGGGAGAGGUUGGUUUUAUCCCCAGCCCAGUGAACCUGGAGAUGAUUCUGAUCAGGAGAGAGGUGCAGGCCAGGAAGGCCGCCAAAGCGCUGGCCAAUAAAGCGGCUAGUGCUGCCAAAGAUGAUUUGAAUGCAAAGAAAACGGCUCCACCUCCAACAGUUCAGCAAGUGAAGAAGAAAUCGGGAGAGCAACUGGCUGCAUAUGAUGUUGUGCCUUCCAUGCGUCCUGUGGUGCUCAUGGGGCCUUCGCUCAAGGGCUAUGAGGUUACGGACAUGAUGCAAAAAGCACUCUUUGAUUUUUUAAAACACAGAUUUGAAGGAAGAAUAACUAUCACCCGGGUGACGGCAGAUAUUGCACUUGCCAAGCGGUCGAUCCUCAACAACCCCAGCAAGCACGCCAUCAUGGAUCGCUCCAACACCCGCUCUAGUUUAGAUGCCGCUGCUCAAAUCCAAGGAGAGGUUGAGAGAAUUUUUGAGUUAGCACGCAGCCUACAGCUUGUGGUUCUGGAUGCUGACACCAUUAACCACCCUAUCCAACUAAGCAAGACCUCAUUGGCCCCUAUCCUGGUGUAUGUCAAGAUUUCAUCACCUAAGGUUCUCACAAGACUGAUAAAGACCAGGGGCAAAUCUCAGACUAAACAUUUGAAUGUCCAGAUGGUGGCCGCAGACAAACUGGCCCAGUGUCCGAAUGAGCUGUUCGAUGUCAUCUUGGAUGAGAACCAGCUGUCAGAUGCCUGUGAACACAUCGCUGAUUACUUGGAGGCCUACUGGAGAGCCACACACCCUCCUGAAAUGGAACCUCCCAACCCCAUGCUGGAGAAACUGGCAGAAAACACACUCCCCACCAGCCCCACACCUGCUAAGGACGAACAGAAAAGCAAGAAGAUUGCCACCACCAAGAGAAAAGGAAAUCAAGAGAACCAGCAGGAGCUUUUGCCCCAGGCUCAGGAGACGAGAGAGGAGGAGGAAGAGGAGGAAGAAGAAGAGGAAGUGCUGGAGGAGGCUGAGGAGGAGGAGAGGCUCCUUCGUAGCGAGCCAAAGAGACGCAGCCAUCACCAUCACCACCAUCAUCAUCAUCACCACCGCUCCAGCACCAGCCGACCGACCGAGCCCCACAACAAACACCAGCACCACAUGCAUCAGCAGCAGCCCACCGACAUGGAGCAGCUUCCCACUAAAGACGCUUCGCACACAGAGUCCCGGAGCAGGCGCGCACUCCCGGGUGAGGGCGACCCGGAUCAAACCGAGGUCUACCAUAACAGGACUACAAUUCAAAAGGACCAUAACCAUCACCAUCGACAUCACCACCACCGCCGCGGCGGGACCGCAGACAUUCAGCCGGAUUAUUCCCACCACGGGCAGCAGGACUAUGAGCUGGAGCACAACGAGCACAACAGGCAACAGAGACAGCCGAUACAGAUGCGCUCACACCAACAAUCACACCACUACGCUCACCCACACCACAACCACUAUCACUACCAGGGACGGGAGCGGGACAGGGAGAGGGAGAGGUGCGUGGAGGCGGAGGAGUGGACUGAAGACAUGUACAUUCAUCACUGAGAUGGACAUUGCUUUAAUGCUGCUAUGUUUAAAUGCUGGCUACCGUGUACUCAGGACAACAUGGUUUCUGUUCCUUUAUCUGUUCUACUGUGUUAUUGUCUACUCUGGUCCAAAUCUAACUUUCCUUGAUUAUGAGCCUUUCAUUCGGAUAAUUCCGUGUUUCCUUGGCUUUAUGUGCCUCUUGCUAUCAGGCCUGUGAUAACCAUGUUUUUUAAAUGAUUUCAGCACGUUUGGUCUUUCCAAUUCCAAGUAUGUGGUUACAUCCUUGCUUGUUAUUUCCCCUGUUGUUAACGAUCAGUCAGAUACACCAUUUUUUUUUUCAAACAAUUUUGUGAAACGCACAUGCAAACCGCUCAUCUCUUAUCAUCUUAAUUUUUCACCCCUGAGAAAGAUAAUACAUUUUUUUUUCUGUUUCUGGUCUUUUGAGGGACGUGCUGCUACUCUAGUGUUAAGUAUGAAAAUAUUAAGAAAAUUAUUUCUUUUUAAAAUGGUUACAAGAAUUAGCAUUUACCCACAAAUAAUCUGUAUGAAAACUAAGUAUGUGCCAUUGGCUAUAUAAAAAUUAGGCAAACUAAACCCUUUUAUGGUUGGGUUUCCACCUCAGUGAUUGAAAGGUCAGUUUUUUUCAACAUCAAAACAAUUACAAUAUAGUCUAGUCAUUUUUAUUUAUUUAAUCCUCCUCAUUUUUAAUGUGAGAUUGGGGCCAAUUUUAACUUGAAUGUGCAAGGCUUCCAUUUUUGUUUGAAAAGUCACGAUCUUUGUAAUUCCAUUUGAUGACACUAAGGGUCCAUUUACACAACAAUGUUUUCAACAUGAAACCUUUGUGCGUUUUUGCCAUUUACAUGACAAUACCGUUUUUUACAGUUAUCGUCUCUGCUCUGCGUAAACUACAAAAACGUGAAUUUGUGAAAACUGUGAUGUCAUGCUUUGCGCAUGCGUAUUGCGUGUUCAGUCUAUAGGCCUGUUGUGUUUCUUUACAAAAUAGCAUCGCACGCUAACUACUGGCCUGCAUGGAUAAAACAGCGAUUUUUUUUUUCAUGGAUCCAUGUGAAUAGGGAUUGUAUUGACAACAUUGUCAUCUAAAAACAAAAAGGAAAAACAUCUCCGUUUUUAGUAUAUCAUUUUUGUGUAAACGUACCCUGAGAGCAUUUACAAUCUUAAACUUUAAAGUCAGCGUGAAUUACAAUUUUCAACCAAUUUUAUUUUGGCUUUAAUUUAUACACUGUUCAGUGUUUAGUUUGGCCAGGUGUAGAUUGUUUUAAAUACAUUGAAAAUGUAUUCAGUAAAUGUCAUACGUUACGUUGUAUGUCAAUACGAAGACCUUUAGCUAUCAACUCUCGAGCCAUACUAUGUGUUCUUUGCUCAUGCAAAAUUAUUGCAAGUGAACACUGUCAAUUUUUAUGAAUUUUGUUUUUCCAUAUUUAUAAUAUAUAAAAUGUGAUAAUUUUUAGCCAACCAGCUGCAUGUAUUUAUGAUUUUCUAAAUUUAUUUAAAUCUACACAUUAUGUAUAUUAAAUGGAUUAAAUUGUUUUCUUAAUCGUAACUUUCAUGUUCACAAAGUAAAAAGGCACUCAAAUGUCUUGAGCGAAAUAAGUACGAUUUAGAAAAUACCUUGUGUACAACAGCAUGGUAAAAGUUUUGAUUCCAGUUACAGUAUGUUAAAAAUGGAAUGAAAAAGAUAUAUAAGCUGAUCUGUACAUACUCUUAAUGCACCUGGAACCAUGACUUUUAUUUACAUUUUAUACAUGUUUCCUGAGUACUCUAUGCAUUAGUUUGUGACCACACUAUAGCUUGAAAAUUCUUUCUAUGCAUUUGUAUAUACACCUCAUAAAUGCCUUUGUUGAUAUUGGAUUGAUAAAACUGAGUACAGAUACUGCUGCACUGUAAUAUAGAUGUACAUCUGUAUUCAGUUGAACUGACUGUAUAUUGUCUUUAUUGAAAUGUUCUCCUGAACCAAUAAUGCACACGUCAAAUUUAUCA
Messenger RNA from Pimephales promelas (fathead minnow), 4140 nucleotides. NCBI's taxonomy places the organism in Eukaryota, Metazoa, Chordata, Actinopteri, Cypriniformes, Leuciscidae. The record is from RefSeq and is a predicted model, not a curated record.